This is a messenger RNA of Adineta ricciae, 2469 nucleotides long. Lineage: Eukaryota; Metazoa; Rotifera; Eurotatoria; Adinetida; Adinetidae. The record is from the annotation of a GenBank genome assembly.
AUGUUGCUACAUAAUGUUAUUGUCCUUCUUAUUUUUGUUCUCCUUCAUCAUGUCUAUGGAAACGAUGAUCUCUGCCGAUUAACUGAAUUCGAUGUGCCACAGGGUGUCAUUUCCUAUCAGUUCAAUGAUGUUCAAGAGAAAUUGUUUUAUAAAACGGAUUAUAUCUGUCAAAAUAAACCAGUUUUUCGCUCGAUGAAGUACUCAAAUCUGUACCAGUUUCAAUCAUCGACGAAUCGUUGGUGGUCUCUCUAUGAUACCACUAAUUCAACGUAUAAAAUAGGGCGUCGAGAAUGGUGUGAUGGCUGGAAUAUGAAACCACUACUUUCAAUGUCAUUAGGCAUGUUUCAACAUCCACUUGGAAAACAACGGCGAGGACAACGGUGGCAACAGGUGAUUGUUCAUGAGACAAAUAACAGUUAUACAUACAAACCCACACCAAAUGUUCAUCUCAAAUGUUACUAUGCAUCAUCACCACCCUCACCGUGUCAAACGCGUCAAUUAGCUUUUCUCUUUGAUUUAACUGAAACAACAACCGACCAGGAAUUUCAUCAAAUGAAAUUAUUGGCUAAAUCUCUUAUCUGGUUACUCUAUAAUCAAACACAAAUUGCUCUAAGUUAUUAUCGUGAUACAUUUCAUUUGAUGCACACAUUUGACAAUCAGACAUCAUCGAAAAGUCUUGAACAAUUGUUUGACUCGAUUGAUGCGCUCAAUAAACGACUAGAAACGCCAAAGCGUUUCACUGUUCGAUGGGCAGAAGCUAUACAUAAUGUUGCAACACGAAUCUUCAAGCGUCGUCUCUUGCUACCAAUGAAUGUAAUCAAUUCUACUGAUCAAUACCAAUCAUCAGCGAAUGAGACAACUGACGAUGAAGUCUAUACGGAACCAUAUCCAUUAAUCUAUUCAGAUGACCUCGCAAUACUGACAAUUCUUAAUAUAACAACAGAACCGUAUCGAGACAAGCGCUCAAUCAAAACAAAACACGAUAGAAGAAACCAUGUUCUUAUCAUGUUGACAUCACGUUCAAAAGAUCUCUAUGAUUAUAAACAACGUGAUAGACGUCUAGCACAAUUUGUUGCAUCGGUGCCAUUACGAAUCAUGGUAGUUGAUUUUAAUAAACUAUCCGAUAGGAAAGUAGCUGAAUAUAUACACUCAGCAUUUGUUCAUAGUGCUAAAUAUGCUUUAGUUUCGCCACCAGCAACAUAUAAUUAUAUUGAAACCUACGAGAAGUUUGGUGAUGCUGUACAUGGAAAUCAACUCUUCGAUCAUUACGAUCGCUUAUGUCAAACCAUUGACGAACUACUUCUAAUUCAAAAUCAUACUUCUAAUAUCAUAGAAGCGGACCGCUUCACAGUUGAAUGUCCACUAUUGACAUUAUCAGACAAUCAAGAUAUAAGCUCGAGUUUAAAAGAAAAAUUCGAUUAUACAUUUUAUCAAACAACUGACCGAUGCUUUUUUGCACCUGUCUAUCGGUCAUUGGGUGAUCGGAAUAUAUAUGCGCAGAAAAUACAAACUGGUCGUUGGGUGAUUAUUAAUGUGGAUCCACUACUGCCGUCGACAAUGACUGUUCGACAAAGACUGGCGUUAACCACUACCAGUACCCUAGCACCGGAGUUCGUAGACGCAGGCGACUAUGCCAAUGGUCCAUUGAUUGAUGAUAAUUAUGUCAACAACAAUCGAACAAUAUAUACCGAAAUGCCGAUGAGUAUUCCACAUUGUUCAAACACUCCGGGUAUAGACGUGCUAUGGGAAAGCGAGGGUAAUUAUGACAUGAAUGACUAUUCCUUACGUACGCCUCGACAAUGGAUAUCAUAUACCAAUCAGUCGGAUUUAGUUCCUCCAGUUUGUAACAAGUAUAGAAUAUCUUGUCAUACUGCAAACUAUGACAUUCUUCUUCUUAUUGAUUCUCAACGUCAAUACAUAUCUUCGAUACAAACGUUUCUCGAAAUAUUUCUAGCAUUAAUCGAACCAUCUAAUCAUCGUUUCAGUCUCAUGGUAUUAUCAUCGACGACAGUAGAUCCAUUUCAAUAUCAUUCUCCAUUAACGGCAAUCAUUUCACUAAAUAAUAAAGCGCUUGAAAACAUUUUAUUAUAUACUGAUAAUGAGAAUAGUUCCAGGGUUCCAUUAAAUCAACACAUGCAACGUGCAAGUGAAUAUUUAUUCAAUCAAGUUUCAUCGACUGUUCCGACACAACAAAUCAUUUUAACAAUUUCAUCUCGUUUAAAUUUUCAUCCAUCUGAUAUGAAGAACUUGAUCCAGCGUUAUGCAUCGCUUCGAUAUAUGGCACUUGAUCCAUAUUUGAAAACUGAUGAUGAAGAUUAUAUUAAUGAUCAAAGAAGAGAAAAACUCGUGUCUGCAUUAGUGUCAUCACCUUCACAUGCAAAUAUGUUUCGAACUUAUGCAGCCAAUCGAGAUUUAACAUUUAGUACAGUGUUUCAAUUAUUGGAAAGUAUAUGUGGAUACUUUCGUUAA